Molecule: messenger RNA, 2026 nt
Organism: Dimorphilus gyrociliatus
Lineage: Eukaryota; Metazoa; Annelida; Polychaeta; Dinophilidae
Source: the annotation of a GenBank genome assembly
AAACUCUAAAAUAGCUUUCAAACAAUAUAAUUGUUCAAGUAUUUAUUGUAUUGAGUGUUUAAAGAAUUAGAAGCUAUGUUGAAAAAAUCUUUUCUUUACUUCUCUCAAUACUUAUCGAUCUAAACGUAAUUUUAAGUGGAAUCGAUAAAAGGAACCAAUAGCUAGUCAACUUCAUUUGGGUCAAUCAUACACCGACACCUAUAUUGCUUCUACAUCAAAGGAUCAAACCACAUACCUGGGAGAAACAUCUCGAAAAACUUACUGUAAAUACUCGUUAUGAAAUUAACAAUGAUAAUUUUGUUUAUAUACAUAUAUGCGACAUUCUUAAUUGUACGUGCUGCUUUGACGUGUAACCUUACAAAAAGGAUAGAUGGAUUAAUAUGGGAUUUAUCUUAUUGUGGAUUAAAGGUGCUGACAAAAGAUUUUCGAAGAUAUUCAAAGAAUUUUACUCACCUUAAUAUUUCUCAUAACUAUAUAGAGAUUAUAGAUCGAAAAUGGAUAGCACAUUUUCAAAACGUAAGAGUUUUAGAUCUUAGCUUUAAUAGACUUACUCGUAUCGAUAUGAGCGUUUUCGAAGAUCUAUCGAAGUUGACAGAGCUCUACAUUUACAGUAAUAGAUUAACAAAAGUGAAAACCAUUCAUUUAGAGAGUUUAUUAAUUUUGGAUUUGUCCUACAAUAAAAUUGAAAAAUUGCCGUGGAAUAUGUUUUCAGGAUCCUGUAAACUAAAGAAAAUUAACUUUUCCCAUAAUUCAAUAAAAACAAUCUCAAGGAAAAAUUUUAGAUUUAAAAGAUCAAUCGAAUUGAAUAUGUAUAAUAACAAACUUAAUUGCCAUUGUGAAAAUUAUUACUUGAACUCUCUUUUCAAAUGGUCUAAACAUACGUCGCCAUUUUGUUUAAAACAAAAAAAGCAACUAUUUCGAUUAAGUAAAUCGGAACUGUGUGAUAAAAUUAAAACUUCAAAUAAAAAGAUGAAAAAGAAAGAAGAUAAAGUUCCACGAUACAUCUAUUCGGAGAAGGUCCACAUACACUUUAUGCCGGAACAAGAUGCUAGAAAGUACGAUGUAAAAGUAGGAAUAAAAAUUGCUUUAACGUUAUUACUCUCAAUGGUGGCAAUGUUUGCUUGUUUAGGCAUUGGAAAAUUAAAGAAAGGAAGGAAAUUACAGAACAACGAAGGACAGGAAAAGGAAAAUACCUUGUAAACAUUAUUUACAAGUAAAUAUUUUAGCACCGGAGAAUACUUUUUUUUAGGAUUACGUAAAAUAAUUAAUUCAAAACGACUUUAUUUAGCUAUCAAGAUAUAAAUCGAUUUCAAUGCACUAGGUUUUGCUGUUUUUUUGACUUCUAUUUUAAGUGAAAAUGAUCGAUUAUUGGAUUUGAUAUUUGAGAUUUUUGAUUAUCUUGGUAAUAUUUAAUUCUUGCAAAUCAUAUCCGUUUCCAAUAUUUCGAUAUAGUUACAAUUCAUGUUUUAGAGAAGCUAUUCUCUCUUUAUAGAUUAAAAUGGCAAAGUUCUUCGAAUUCUCCUUUAUUUUUUUGCAAUCAUUAAUGUCUUUUACAAUCCAUUUAAUUGUCUUUCGUAAGUUUUUUCUCCAGAGACUAAAAUGAAUAAUGAAUCAUUUUAACAUACAUGAAAUAUCUAACGUUUUAAGACUAUUUCUUAAGAGCCUUACAAAACACAAGAGAAUCAUUGAGGUUUUUCAAAGUCGUAUGAUAAAAAAAUGAUAAAUUCUUCUUUCUUUUAACAAGUGUAAUAAUAAUAAAAAUCAUCAUUUAGUGUGCUUAUACAAUUUUCCAUUGGUGAACCUUAUGUAUAUAGCGCUGUAUUAUCUAUUUCAUAAAAAAAAAUUAUCUCUGUACUAAGGUUUAGUGUCGUCGAGUGCUUGAGCUAUUUACUAAAAUAUACAUUGCAGUAGAAAUAGCAUCAUACAUAGCAUGAGGAUUAUUUGAUGGAUUGUAUUCCUUAUCAUGUUCAUAUGCCAAUAUAAUUAUAACGACCUUAAGUCUAAUUUACGUUUCUUUUCAUCUUUC